Molecule: messenger RNA, 1402 nt
Organism: Dermacentor andersoni
Lineage: Eukaryota; Metazoa; Arthropoda; Arachnida; Ixodida; Ixodidae
Product: SEC14-like protein 2
Cellular component (GO): cytoplasm
Source: RefSeq, a predicted model, not a curated record
UACGCCGGCGUGCUUCGCCGAGUGACCGGCAGAUGGCGUUCGCUGACAAGGAGUCCAGUAGCGGGAACCUUCCCAGUGGAGCUCGUGCUGUUCUGCUGGCCACAGUUUGACGGCUGCGGCGACACCAUCCAGGAAAGUUGCAGCGAUUCUCGCGACGCCGACGAUGGGGGGCGACGACGCUCAGGAGAAGCGAGCACUCCAACAGUUUAAAGAGGCUCUACGGGACAUUUGGCAAGACAAGUUCACUGACCCUUACCUGCUGCGCUGGCUUCGAGCACGAGACUUCGACGUGACCAAGGCGGAAGAGCUUCUGCGCAAAAAUCUGCGGUGGAGAGAGGAAAAUCAGGUCGACACCUUUAUCGAGCGGUACGAGUGCCAUCCGGUUCUAAAGAAGUACUUUCCUGGUGGGAUAUUUAACCAUGACCGAGACGGUUGUCCCAUUUACAUCGUACCAGUUGGACGCGGAGAUUUCAGAGGCAUGCUACAGUGCCUGUCCAAAGAAGAUCUGGUACGACAAGUGAUCUACACGAUGGAGCUGAUGCAACGCGACAUGGACAGCCAAACGAGAAAGUUGGGGAAGACUGUGAACACGGCCAUUUUCCUUUUCGAUUACGAAGACUUCAGCCUAAAGCAGGUCUCUUCCUGGCAAGUCCUGGAACUCAUCCGCUCGUUGGCGGCGCUUUACGAAAACAACUAUCCCGAAACUCUCAAAAUUGGCCUGCUUAUAAACACCCCAGGCUUCUUUCCCGUAUUCUGGAAGAUUGUUCGGCCAUUCAUCACCGCAAGAACUGCCGACAAGCUACGCAUGUUCACGCGCGAUGGCUGGCAAGAUGUUCUGCUGAAACACGUCGACCCCACUCAGCUGCCGGCGCACUGGGGAGGCACGAUUGUGGAUCCCGUAGGCGGUGCCCGCUGUACGCACGUGAUUGGUCCCGGUGGCGAGCUUCCGGCUACCGUAUGGCGCGGCGGUGGCGGACUGGCCACCGACCCCGAAGCCGUGAACUGCUUUCUGGAGCGCGGCCGCUCCAUCGAGGUGCCGGUCCAGGUCGAGGCAGCGGGCGCCGAGCUCCACUGGCGGUUUCAAGCACGAGACGUCGCCUUUGCCCUGUGGAGGACGAGCGGCAAAAACCGCGUCCAGGUGCUUGCGCCGCGAAGGAUAGCCUGCGACCGCGACGCCGAGUGCGGGCAGAUGCAGUGCGACGAGCCCGGAACAUACACGUUCCUCUUCGACAACAGUUUUAGCUGGUUCACCGGAAAGCAGCUCUCCUAUGUGAUACGAGUGCACCACGAGUCCUUUGCCAGCGUCGAGGACACCGUCCAGUGCUCAUAAAGCUUUGUCAUAAGAGUCAUGAUGUGUACAAAACGUGUUAAAUACCACUAUAAAAUGCAUCCUACGGACUGA